UACGGCCGGAGUGUUAUUGCCAGUGGACAUGAACAGGCAUUUUAGGCCAAAUCUAAAUUGGAGUCCGAUGUAUUUAUGUAUUUGACUGCAUAGCGUCUGUAUUUACUGUACGACCGGCGUCGACGUCUGUUUAGUUUAACGCGUUUCUGUUUUUUUUUCUCCUUACAAAAUGUUCACGUUGUAGCUCGCCUGCUAACCGACCAGCUAGCCAAACGAGAGCUAGCUCGAUAGCUAAGCUAGCUAGCUAUCAUCCCAGCGAGCCGCCGCGAAGUGUAGAAUGGGAGAAAAGCUCGAACUCAAACUCAAAUCGCCGGUUGGAGCCGAACCCGCUGGCUACCCGUGGCCGUUACCAGUAUACGAUAAACACCAUGAUGCCGCUCAUGAAAUCAUCGAGACCAUCCGGUGGGUGUGUGAGGAGAUCCCAGACCUUAAGUUGGCGAUGGAGAACUACGUACUCAUUGACUAUGACACCAAAAGCUUCGAGAGUAUGCAGAGACUUUGUGAUAAGUACAAUAGAGCCAUCGACAGUAUUCACCAAUUGUGGAAAGGGACCACCCAGCCCAUGAAGCUGAACAAACGCCCGUCCAAUGGGCUGCUGCGACACAUCCUGCAGCAGGUGUACAAUCACUCAGUGACUGACCCAGAGAAGUUGAACAACUAUGAGCCCUUCUCCCCUGAAGUGUAUGGCGAGACCUCUUUCGAUCUAGUUGCUCAGAUCAUCGACGAGAUGGAGAUGAUGGAGGAUGACACUUUCGUUGACCUUGGCAGUGGAGUGGGACAGGUAGUGCUGCAGGUCGCAGCAGCAACAAAUUGUAAACACUAUUUUGGUGUGGAGAAAGCAGACAUUCCAGCAACCUAUGCAGAGACUAUGGAUAAAGAAUUUAAGAAGUGGAUGAAAUGGUAUGGGAAGAAGCAUGGGGAGUACACGCUGGAGAGAGGCGACUUUCUGUCUGAAGAAUGGAAAGAAAGGAUAGCCAACACAAGUGUUAUUUUUGUGAAUAACUUUGCCUUCGGUCCAGAGGUUGAUCACCAGCUGAAGGAGCGCUUUGCUAACAUGAAGGAAGGUGGUAAAAUUGUAUCCUCAAAACCUUUUGCACCUCUAAAUUUCAGAAUAAACAGUCGAAACUUGAGCGACAUUGGCACAAUAAUGCGUGUGGUGGAGCUGUCUCCGCUGAGAGGCUCUGUGUCCUGGACAGGAAAGCCAGUCUCCUACUACCUACACACCAUAGACCGCACCAUACUUGAAAACUAUUUUUCUAGUCUCAAAAAUCCUAAACUCAGGGAGGAGCAAGAAGCAGCUAGGCGGCGUCAACAGAAGGAUACUAAGGAUAGUAAAAGCAACAGCACUACCCCCACCAAGCCUAAAGAACAGAACAAGCAGGAUUCCUGUGGUGAGGAGGAGCGCCCCAGCUUGUUGACAGUGGUGAAAGCCUCUCCCAAACCCCGGAGAGCCAGGCUACUGUCCAAGGGUCGGAAGCUGAACAAUAAGAAGCGCGGCCGACCUAAGAAAGCUGUUGUUGCCGCCGCUGAGAGAAGGAACAAGAAGAGCCAGAGCGCCUUGGAGCUGCUGCAUGCCAAGACAGUCUCUGCAGCACCCCCUCAGGAUGCAUACCGGUCACCUCAGAGUCCCUUCUACCAGCUACCUCCCAAGGUCCAGCACUAUGCCUCCGGUCAACUACUGUUAAGCCCAACUCCUCCUGGCCUGCAACAACUGCUAGACAAAAUUAAGGUUCAGUAUCUCCAAUUCAUGGCCUACAUGAAGACUCCUCAAUACCGCUCCAAUCUGCAGCAGCUCCUAGAGCAAGAGAAGCUGAAACACAGGGAACUGUCAGGGCAGGCUGAGCAGCUCCAUUCUGUGUGCCAGUCUCACAAGGAUAAGAUCAAAGGACUCUUUCAGACUAAAUUGGAUGAGCUGGGAGUGAAGGCCCUGACUGUGGAGGACCUGCUGCAGGCCCAGAAGGAGAUCUCGGCCCACAACCAUCAGCUGAAGGAGCAGACCAAGCAGCUAGAGAGAGACAUGGCUGAGCUGCGAGACCACAGCCUGCUGCUGUUGAAGUCUCGAUGUGAGGAGCUGAAGUUGGACUGGGGCUCUCUGUGUCUGGAGAGUCUGUUGAAAGAGAAGCAGGCCUUGCGCAGACAGAUAUCUGAGAAGCAAAGACACUGCUUGGAGCUUCAGAUCAGUAUUGUGGAGCUGGAAAAGAGUCAGAGGCAACAGGAACUCCUUCAGCUCAAAUCCUACAGCCCCUGUGAGGGCUCACCCUACAGGAAGAGCCUAGAGCCACGCUGUUCCCUAGAUACUGACUCCUCUAAACUUGGCCUGUCCUCUGCUCCUGCCCUUAAUGGCCUCAGCCCUGAGCUUUCCAUCAACGGCACUGGCUCACCCUGUUUUGACCGGGCUAACGCCAAGGGAGAGCUCCUCUCCCGCUAUCUGCCCAUCUCCCCAGACCACGAGAUCGUACCUGCCACCUCCGAUGCAAGGCAGAGGCAGCUUGGUUCCUCCCAUGCACUCCCAGACUACACCCGCUUCUCCCCAGCUAAGAUCGCCCUACGGAGGCACCUCAACCAGGAUCCCACUUCAUCAGCUCACUUUAGAGGUCUGGGGCUGGCUACACACAGGGGGGAAGUGGGUGGUGUGACCUCUCCACUUGGAGCCAAACAGAGCUGCUCCUCUCCCAACUCAUCUGAUGCCCAGAAUACCACUCCUAAGAGUUCUGAGAGGGGUGGUAAAGAGAAGAGUCCAUCUGGUCAAGGUGACAACACCAUCACAAGCCUUCCCAUCAGUAUCCCCCUAAGCACUGUUCACCCCAGUAAACUACCAGUCAGCAUCCCUCUGGCAAGUGUUGUGCUGCCCAGCCGUGCUGAGAGACUGAGGAGCACACCAAGUCCUGUGUCUCAGACAGGUCAGACCAAUGGUUACUCCUCCAAUUCAGGGCUUAUGAAUGGAGGCUCCUACCCUGAGGAACACAAUGUUGCAUCUUCCUCCCCCUCUUCACAUACCAACACCUCUUCAGCAGGACCAAUGAGCCGGGGAGGUCCCAUCCAGAGCCCCCCACUCAGCAGUGGUGGGGUGCUCCAGUAUGCAGAUGGACCCCCAAGGAUUCUUCCAGAAGAUGGGCAGGAGCGCCAGGGGGGGGAAUCUGAUCCAGAGCCACCAGACAACGAAUCCCGGCGUCGCAUCUUCUUUUCCUCUUCCUCCUCGUCAUCCUCGUCUUCCUCGUCCUCCUCAGGUUCUGGUGGCAGUGCAGCUGGAGCCUCACGCCUCCAUCAUCACACUGGCAGCCAGAGCAAGCAGGGACACCACGGCAACCAUGGAAGUCACCACCACCACCAACACCACCACCAGUCACCCAGCUCGCAGCACACACACACGCCCACACACCCACCGUCAUCACACUCCUCCCAUGGCCCCAGCUCUCAGGAGGGCCGCAAGCGGGGCAGGAGGAAACGUAGCUCAGCGGGGAUUAUCACAGCCAGUGGAUCCCCAAAGAGGAGGUCAUUUCCGGGAGUCAACUCCAACAGCCACUCCUCGGGGUCACCACUCAACAUCAACUCCAUGGUGAAUAACAUCAACCAGCCUCUGGAGAUCUCUGCCAUCUCCUCCCCUGAGCAGUCGAGCCGCAGCCCCAGUGGUCCUGAUCUGGACCAGCCUCCUGUCCUGAAAAGAGAACGCCCACUGGAGGUCAAUGGGACAGGGCGCUACUCCUCAGCCCCCAGCUCAGAUGAUGAGGACUCAGGAUACCCUGCUGACAGUUCCAGCUCGCGAAUUGAAAGGAAAAUUGCCACUAUAUCACUGGAAAGCAGAGAUGGACCAGGGAGAAUAGGAGAAGGUGAGAGAGGUAGGAAAUCGGGUAGCAGCAGUGGUAAUAGCACAGGUAGUGAGGCUUCAUCUUCAUCGUCCUUAUCCUCUACUAGCAAGUGGAAGUCCACCUUUUCUCCCAUCUCUGACCCCAAGCAGCCUGGCUCUGACUUGAGACAGGGGGGUUCCCCUUUUGGCAUGGGGGGAUCUGGUCGGGGUACAGACUCAGACUCUGACCACAAACAGCAGCAUCAGCAGACAAGGAAAGGAAGUGAAGGAGAGACCUCAUCCUACAUGGCCCCAAACCCCUUCCUCAGCCAGGAGACAGGGGCCUGGGGUGGAGGAUGUAGUAGCAGUGGGGGUUCCCAAGGACCCAGUGUGUCAGAUCAGCGGCCGGCAACCCAGAAGCAGAAGGGUCCUCGAGACUGGGAACUGAAAACCAACAGCAGCCUGGCCAGCCAGAACCUCUUUAUCUCUGCUGCCGCCAGCAGCGGAGGGGGCAUCCUGAGUGGGAAGGUGGGGGGUAGCCCUGUAGCCGUGUCAUCAGCCACAGGAGCAACUGUGGGACCGUACCUGGGGACUCAGUUCCCUCUUGGAGGGGCCUCUGUCUUACAGACCCUGUUUGGGGCCCAGACAGGCGCAUCCACGGUGAGUGGACCUUCACGGCUGGUCAACGGACACUCUGCCCUGGGGAGCUUCUCCAGUGCUGGGCUGGCAGGGGGAGCAGCUGGAGGUAUAUUUCACCACGUGGUUCCCCCAGUGUCCUCCCAUCAGUUUGGGGCAGCGCUGCCCACAUCUGGAGGCCUCAGCUCCCUGCUCAGUCUCUCCUCCUCUCCCUGCACCUCCUCCCAAUCUCAGCAGCACACCGCUCCACAACCAGCCUCCAUGCGCCUGGCCUCAAUAUCCUCCCCGCUACCCCUCUCCCUGUCCCAGGCCCAGCACAGCCGCACACAGUCAGUCCUGCACAGCCCCUCUCCUCCCACCCUCACCCUGCCACCUCCCCCACCCCUGCAUAGUGUCCCCUCCACCACUGCACCCGCACACUCCGAUCCCUCGUCCUUGCCCUCCUCUCGCGCAGAGUCCUUCCUCUCCUCCCGUCUGUCCCACUCCUCCCUCCACCACCAGAGGGCACAGUCAUCCCUCGCGCUCUCCAUCUCCUCUUCCUGCCCUUCAUCCUCUUCAUCUGUCUCCUCUGUGUCUGUGUCUGCUUCUGCCACUGCUGCUACUGCCUCCCUUUCCUCCUCCCCUCUGUCGAUCUCCUCCUCGUCCUUGUCCUCCUCUCGCCCCUUCACGGUGCACUACACCCCGCGGCUGCCCCCUCCACCACCAGUCAGCAGCUCAGGAAGUGGUGGUGGGGGCAUGUGGAGGACUCUGAGUGUGCACGUCACCCACACCACAUCCCAGCUCCCUGGCUCCAGACCCAGAUAG
Molecule: messenger RNA, 5224 nt
Organism: Lampris incognitus (smalleye Pacific opah)
Lineage: Eukaryota; Metazoa; Chordata; Actinopteri; Lampriformes; Lampridae
Gene: dot1l
Product: DOT1-like histone H3K79 methyltransferase
Biological process (GO): regulation of transcription regulatory region DNA binding; DNA damage checkpoint signaling; DNA repair
Cellular component (GO): nucleus
Molecular function (GO): histone H3K79 methyltransferase activity
Source: RefSeq, a predicted model, not a curated record